UAAUUUGCAAAGUAAUUAUUACAAAAAAAAAACAACAAACAACAAAAACGAAAAAGAAAACCAACAAAAUUCACUUGAAAUGCUGUUUUGAAGAAUGCCCCUAAAUGUCUUCCGGAAUUAAUUGUCGUGAAAUUUUCGUAUUUUUGGAAAUUUUGAUUUGGAAUCAAACAAAACAGAGAAAUCGACAAAACAAUGAGCAUAACAACAACAACAUUAACAACAACAACAGCAUUGCCAACAAUCACAGCAGCAGCAACAGCAACACUCACAACAACAACAACAACAACCACAACAACAGCAGCAGCAGCAAGAAGAAGAGCAACAGCAACAACAACUUAAAAAUCACAGCAACCAAAUCGCAGUGAAAGUGCUAAACAACAAAAACCAUUUUGCAAGUGCUGAAAAAGCCGCUGAAAAGGGAAGCAGCAAAUUCAUAAACGAAAACAAAUUCAAAAAAAGCAGCAACAAAAUUGCUAUAAAAAAAGUUAAAUAUAUAUAUAACAUUUCUAAAAUAAAUAUAUAUGCGAACAAGUGUCUUAUUACAUAGUUAAAUAGUUUACAACCAACAACAAAAAGGAAUAAACCAAUAAUCAGCAAAGCAAAGAAGAACGGAGAAGAAGAAGCAGCAGCAUUAUUCAAAUAGUUAAAUACAGAAAAUAAAAAUAAAAAUAAAAAUAAACAAGUUUUAGUACCUACAGGCCUGAAGACAGAACAUUAGAACUAUAUAUACACACAAAAACAACAUAUAUAUACAUAUAUAUAUAUAUAUCUAUAUAUAGCUAUAGUUAUAUACACCUAUACAAUACAUAUAAACUUUAUAGAUUGGCAAGAAGCAGAAGAAGCAGCAACUGCAGCUAAGAACACGCCCCCUGCCCCCCCACUGUGAUAUUAGUAAUUUCACAUAUAUAAUAAACAACAAAA
Molecule: messenger RNA, 921 nt
Organism: Drosophila sulfurigaster albostrigata
Lineage: Eukaryota; Metazoa; Arthropoda; Insecta; Diptera; Drosophilidae
Exons: 1
Coding region: 105-365 (86 amino acids)
Source: RefSeq, a predicted model, not a curated record